CAGCAAUGGGUACACGUGUUUCGCAAACAGUUCCUGUGGUGCGCCUAUUGGUGCGGACUCGGCAUACUGUCCAGCGUAGGCCUGGGCACCGGUUUGCACACGUUUUUGCUGUAUUUAGGCCCACACAUAGCGUCGGUAACGUUGGCCGCAUACGAGUGCGAUUCGCUAGACUUUCCAUCGCCUCCCUAUCCGGACGAAAUCAUAUGCCCGGUGCCCACCCCUGGCGUACAUCCCGUGACGGCCGUUGCGAUCACCGUCUGGUCUAUUAUGUCGAAAGUACGUCUGGAGGCGUUCAUGUGGGGCGCGGGCACAGCGUUGGGUGAACUGCCGCCGUAUUUCGUGGCCAGAGCUCAUCGACUCGCCGGCGAAGACGAGGAGGAAUUGGACGCCGAUUUGGCCGAAGAGAUCGCCGGCGGUAGUGAGACGUCGGGCGCUGUGGGCACAGCCGGUGCCAGCGGUGGUGGCGAGCGAUCG
Molecule: messenger RNA, 474 nt
Organism: Medioppia subpectinata
Lineage: Eukaryota; Metazoa; Arthropoda; Arachnida; Sarcoptiformes; Oppiidae
Source: the annotation of a GenBank genome assembly